Messenger RNA from Candidozyma duobushaemuli, 1293 nucleotides. It is a transcript of the gene RPT4, whose product is annotated as proteasome regulatory particle base subunit. Gene Ontology annotation, molecular function: proteasome-activating activity; ATP binding; ATP hydrolysis activity. The coding region runs from base 1 to 1293 and encodes 430 amino acids. Gene Ontology annotation, cellular component: proteasome regulatory particle, base subcomplex; cytosolic proteasome complex. The transcript has a single exon. Gene Ontology annotation, biological process: positive regulation of RNA polymerase II transcription preinitiation complex assembly. The record is from RefSeq and is a predicted model, not a curated record. Lineage: Eukaryota; Fungi; Ascomycota; Pichiomycetes; Serinales; Metschnikowiaceae.
AUGAGUGAAGAUCAAGAUCCGCUUUUGGCUGGCUUGCAAGGCGAAGAAAACCAGGACCAACAAGAAAGAACCAAUGGCGAAUCCAGCAAUGCCCAGGAGGAGCAGCAGCCUCAACCUACUCCAGCGGAACAAGAGAGGCAAAAGGCUCUCCAGAACUUCAAAGAAAAGUUGACAGAACACAGAAAGUGGGAUGCUCGUCUCAAGGAGAUGAGACUAAGCAUGCGAGAUAUGGAAAAGACCUACGACAAAACGGAAAACGAUAUCAAAGCCUUGCAAUCGGUGGGUCAGAUUGUCGGUGAGGUGUUGAAACAGUUGACCGACGAGACCUUCAUUGUCAAAGCUUCUAGUGGACCACGUUAUAUCGUUGGCUGCCGUAAUACUAUAAAGAAGGAUAACUUGAAAAAUGGUGUUCGUGUUUCCUUGGACAUGACCACUUUAACCAUUAUGCGUAUUUUGCCCAGAGAGGUUGAUCCAUUGGUUUACAACAUGACUACAUUUGAGCCUGGCGAGAUUUCUUUUAACGGAAUUGGUGGUCUCACUGAGCAGAUUCGUGAAUUGCGUGAGGUCAUUGAGUUGCCUUUAAAGAACCCAGAGUUGUUCACACGUGUGGGCAUCAAGCCUCCAAAGGGUGUUCUUUUGUACGGUCCUCCUGGUACUGGUAAGACAUUGUUGGCCAAAGCAGUGGCCGCAACCAUUGGUGCCAACUUUAUCUUUUCUCCAGCAUCUGCCAUCGUUGACAAAUACAUUGGUGAGUCUGCAAGAUUGAUCAGAGAGAUGUUCUCCUAUGCGAAGGAGCACGAGCCAUGCAUUAUAUUUAUGGAUGAAAUUGAUGCCAUCGGAGGUAGAAGAUUCAGUGAAGGUACUUCCGCAGACCGUGAAAUCCAGAGAACGUUGAUGGAAUUGUUGAACCAAAUGGAUGGAUUUGACACAUUGGGUCAGACCAAGGUCAUCAUGGCUACCAACAGACCUGACACCUUGGACCCUGCGUUGUUAAGAGCCGGUCGUUUAGACAGAAAGAUCGAAAUUGGCUUGCCAAAUGAGGCGGGUAGAUUGGAGAUUUUCAAAAUUCACACAUCGAAGGUCUCCAAGCAAGGCGAAUUUGACUUUGAGGCUGCCGUCAAAAUGACUGAUGGCUUCAACGGUGCUGAUUUACGUAAUGUUGUCACAGAAGCUGGCUUCUUCGCGAUCAGAGAUGAAAGAGACUACAUCAUACAAAAUGAUUUGAUGAAGGCUACCAGAAAGGUCGCUGAUGUCAAGAAGCUAGAAGGCAACAUAGAUUACGAGAAAUUGUAA